AUGGAGCGCAGCCGUGGCGUCCCUGACAAUGAGCUUUUUCUAAGCAAACCUGCGCCAGAAGAUUGCGACAGUCCAACGGUAGAGCCGUUGCGCAUUUUCAAACCACAGAGUCCCGAGCCUCAUUCUCGCGUAUCUUCGACUUCAUCGAGCAGACUGACCUUCCCUCUGCCUCCUGGCGCAUCGAGCUCUGCUGCUCCUCUACCGUUUCCAGAUGACGACGAUAUCCGAAAGCCGACUGCUCCAAAACCCUACGGCUCCGCUUAUAACGACACGAGUCCCCGACUGGACACGAACAUUGCUGCCGAAAAGAAGCCAGGCCUUGCCGAGAGACGAGGUGCUGCGCCGAAGCCCAUACACUCUCCAUCCAGUCCUGAUGCCGACUAUGGCCUCUUUGCGAGGCCUUUGCAGGAUAAGCCUGCUGCUUCGACAACGAACUACCCAACCUACCAAAAAACAUACUACCCGCCACCUGGGGGAGCUGCAUCCGGGUCAUCGAGCAGCACUCCCGCGCAGCAGCAACAGCAAUACCCACAGCCGCCCCAAGCUCAACAGUAUCAACAACCCCAGCAGUAUCCACAGCCACAGCAGGCGCAGCCGCCACCUCAACCUCCAAAGAUUCCCCAGGUUGAAAACCUGGCUUCCAGUGAUCCCGGUGUCAAUCGGUUUGCUUCAACGGCCUCGAAUUCAACCACCAGAGCCAGCAGGGGCUCACCUCCACCUCCAGAGACUCCUAUUGUAGAGCCUGGCAACGUGCCUGGCGGGGGCAUCGAGGCCCGAUAUGCUGCGUCGGGCAUUUCCGGCACGGCAACCCUCACCAGUCUUCAAGCUUCUCAGGUUCAGAGUGCCGCUGCUGCACAGAGAUUGGCACAAUACAAUAAUCAAACGCCGCAGCCUCAACGUCCCUGGACACCCACGGAGUCUCCUGACCAAGCUCCCUCUGGUCCGCCGACUGUAUACCAGGGCAUGAAUGCGAUUUCAUCCCCUCAGCCACAGCAUCCAGUCAGCAGCCCGCCUCCUCAGCAACAGCAGCAGCAACAGCCGGCGCAGAAUCAGGUCAACUCCCCAGCUCAAGUCAGUGUUUUGGAACAAGAUUUCCAACGCUUGAGCACCAGUUCUCCUCCACCAGCUUACUCCAGCGUGAAUCCUGGCGGACGAACCUCUUAUCCAAAUGAGAAACAGCGGCCACAACAAGCUAAUCAAACGCCGGUAACUGCUCCUGUUGCCGCUGCUCCAGCCCCUGUGGCCACUAGUUCCAUAACGCCAGCUAAAGACACAGUGGUAGCUGCAGCUACGGCCGCAGCCACGGCCGCCGCCGCUGCAGGCCUUGCUUCCACAGCUCCUCAUAAUCAGGGUCACCCUGCAUUUGCAAAUGAUCCCCGGCCAGAGCCCAGUGGUCAACAUGCUCAAGUCGUGACAAUGCCUCCGAAUCUCGCAGCUGCUGGCCCUGCUUCUCCGCCACCUUUGCCUGAGGGAUGGAUUGCCCACCUCGAUCAGAACUCGGGCCAGUAUUACUACAUCCACUUGGCUACCCAGGCAACUCAAUGGGAGUUUCCCAAGGGGCCAAAUCCUAUCCAGCAUGAUCAGGCUCCUCUCUCGCCCACGGCUUCGACAUACGGAAACCCCUUGGUAUCUCCCAUGUUUGGAAAAACACCAAUGGCUUCCCCCAUGUUUCCUCCACACACUCCCGGAUAUGCUGAAAGUAUCAUGAGUGUUGCAGCUUCACAGGCUCCGACCAUUGGCUUUACAGGGCCACCACCAAGUGCUGGUGUGGACAUGUACAGGAUCCAACCAACCAACGGAGUGUAUUUUGGCCCUUACCUGAAAUACGUCAAUAUGAACAUUGAGACUGGGAAAUGGUUUGGUAGCAUACUUAUUGUGACAGACGCGCCACAGCCGCCUACAAUUCAUUUACAUCAGAGUAUGGAUCUUUCUCCAAAUCCCAGGCAGCUUGUUCCUCACGCCAUCUAUGUCCACCAACGCUGGACUUUUUAUAAAUAUGAGAUUGACAUCGAUAUGGGAGAGGCCACUGAACGAUGGACUUAUGCCGUUACAUCGCACCUUGGAUGUACACGCUACGAGUUUGUCGUAGCAGGCAGACACGAAACUGGAUGGAGAUUCAUAGCCCACUCAGGCAAUGAUUUCGCGGUCAGCACGUCUCAAAACGAACGCUCUAAGCUGGGUGGCGUGGGUUUCAUGUGGAAAGAUGUCCUCCAGAAGAAUGUAGAAUGCGGCGGUUUUCACGUACAGCUUGGACUGGGCGACCAGAUUUAUGGCGAUCGACUGUGGAGAGAGGUGCCACUGAUGAAGCAGUGGCUAGCUAUGAGCGGAAGAGACAACAAGCGAAACACACAAUGGACUGCCCGACAUGAAGAGGACGUAAGCCAUGCUUACUUCCACUACUAUACCAGCCAUUUUGACCAGCCUUAUUUGAGAGAAGCUUUUGCACAAAUUCCUCACGUUUUGCAAAUUGAUGACCACGAUAUCUUUGAUGGAUUUGGAUCAUACCCUGACUACAUGCAGUCAUCUGCUAUCUUCAAAAAUACUGGCCGCGUAGCAUCAGACAUGUAUCUGCUCUUCCAACAUCACACUACGGCAGAGAUGAUGCGUAACGUCAGCACUGAUCAUGACAUCUUCACUAUUACUGGCACUGGAUGGCAUUUCGUCAAAUAUCUUGGCCCAGCAGUAGUUGUGAUUGGCACAGACUGCCGAUCCGAAAGGACUCAGGCUCGUGUAAUGGCCGGGCCAACCUACCAAGGAAUAUUUCCCAAGGUCGCGACCUUACCACCAUCUGUCCAGCAUGCCAUUUGGAUGGUAUCAGUUCCUCUAAUAUACCCCAGAUUGGAUACCGUGGAAAGCCUGGCCAAUACCGUUGCUGCAGGCAAGAAGGCUGUCAAUACAACAUACAAUAUACUUGGCAAAGUCACCAGCUCUGUGGCAGGUGUUGUCGGCGGCAAAGAAAUGGUAGCGCAGGGCUUUAGUCAAGUCAAGAAGGCUGUUGGUAAGAGUGGUCUCAUGGGCAACGUCCUCAAUCAAUUUGGAGAGCUGGACAUCCAGGAGGUGCUCAAAGAUAUGUGGACACAUGAGUCUAAGGAUCUUGAAAGGACAUAUUUUAUCCGUACUCUCCAGGGCAUCUCACAGCAAAAGGGUAUUCGAAUGACAUUCUUAUCUGGAGAUGUCAACUGUGCAGGAGCUGGUCUUGUGCACGACCCAACACACCCUGGAGAUCAUAAGACAAUGUACCAGGUUAUUACGUCGCCAAUUGUGUCCGCGCCUCAGAGCACCUACGUGUUGAAGUUACUCCAUAAUCAGAAGACGCUCUAUGUGCCACUCAAUGGCCAGAAAUCCACACACGAAGUGUCUGACACCAAAGAAGAUAUGAUGGAGAUUUUCCAUACAGAUGCUAGUGGAGCGGGCAGGGAGCUGAAGAAGCUUAUGGGCCGUAGGAACUAUGUGGCAGUCAUUGCCUAUGACCACGACGCUGUCAUGGCGCAGAACCAGGCGCCUUUCAGUCCUAACCCAAGCCUUCAUAGUCAGCAGCAAGGCUUGUCUAAGCUUAGCCUUGCGGUUGAUUUCGUUGUUCAAGGAGAUGGUGCUUUUACAGCCACGACUAAAUAUGGACCUGUGAUUAUUCCUCACUUGGAGUAUGGAAGAUAA
Messenger RNA from Trichoderma asperellum CBS 433.97, 3654 nucleotides. RefSeq lists its product as uncharacterized. The record is from RefSeq and is a predicted model, not a curated record. Gene Ontology annotation, molecular function: protein binding. Gene Ontology annotation, cellular component: membrane. NCBI's taxonomy places the organism in Eukaryota, Fungi, Ascomycota, Sordariomycetes, Hypocreales, Hypocreaceae.